AUGCCAGCAGAUGGCCUCGAGGAGUGCCUGGGUAGUCCAUCUCCGGUCCUUCCAGGAAAGGAAGACGAGACAUGCUCGGAGGGGUCUGGAGCAAGCGCACGGCCAGAAUCGACCGUCCAGAUCGUGGAGAGUUUUGUCCAGUUCAUGGUAGAAAUGAAAGCCACCAGACCGAGUAUCCUGCGAGGAAUCCCAGUUCAUCCAUUCCUGCAGCAAGCACCUCGCAAGUGGCCAAGGAAUAGAAAAGACUCAGAGCAGCUAUAUAGGCUGAGCCAGGUCGUAACGAGAUUCGACGAGUUCUGGUCGCACAGCUGGCGCACGAAAGCUUGGCUGAAGUACCUCAACAUACUAUAUCUGCACAAUAGCCGACCUGCCUUUGUGGUAGGUAUGUUUUGUGCCUCAGCCGCUUUCUUCUUUUGCCGGGCUGGCAUCGUGCCAGUUCGGAUUGCGGGAGCCCCAAAUAGCUUUUGGUGCAGUGUGGCUGGUGCGGUAGGCUAUUACUCGACUCUGCUCUUCUGGCGACGGAGUAAACUUGCUUUCCUUGACAUCGCUUGCAUCAACCAGAAGGAUCAUGCGAGUAAGGUAGAAGGCAUGCUCAGCAUCGGCGCUUUCCUCAAGAACUCUCAGUCGCUCCUGGUUCUAUGGGACGAGACAUAUGUCUCAAGGCUGUGGUGCGUGUUCGAAAUGGCCGCAUUCUUGCACAGCAAGGGGCUGAGUGUAGAGGCGGAGGACUGCUUGGCGGUUUGCCCAGUGUUCGUUGGCCCCACGUUGCUGGUGGCCCAACUCAGUCUCAGCAUAUUGAUGGCCGCGAGCCUGACGAUGGGAUUCGCUUUGGUUUCUUACGUCCUCAUCUUCCAGGCUACCCUCGCCUUGCCAUGUUUCUUGCUGCUCGCCUACGUGGUCCUUGCACAUUGUCACAGCAUCGACGUGGUUCAAAGCCAAGUCAGCAGCUUCACCAUUGAGGAUGCUUCGUGCCACUGUUGCUCUCGUGGCCUGUGCGAGACAAUCUGUGACCGCAUGCUCAUCGUUCGUUGCAUUGAAGCUUGGUUCGGGUCUGUGGACAAAUUCGAAGCUGCUGUGCGAGGCGAGGUGCGCAGAACUUUGGUUCAUCAGCUCGCGAACAACAUCUUCUCGUACUGGCGCAUGGUGCACGCACUUUGCCCUCUGCUGUGGUUUUUUCUGGACCUGAUGUCGGCGCCAGGAAUGACGAUGUCUCACACGAUCUCCUACACAUUGGGGGGCUUAACAUCUUACUUACUGCUCAUGCCAAGUAUGGAUCUCAUUUGUCUGCGCUUGUGCUAUAGACUGCGUAAGUCUUUCCAUGGGAGCAGAUGCUACAAGUUGCUGCUAUCCGCAGGAAUGGUAGCUGUAGGGACGCUGUUCUACGCGAUCUACUUCGCGGUGGACCAGAUCAUUCUGGCACAACUUCUCGACACUCGUUUUCAGAGUGCUAUCCCUCGAGCCACCUUUGUGCUCGCGGUCUCGAGCGUGGGCACAUUCUUGUUGUGGCGACGCUGUCCCUCGAUGUGA
Symbiodinium sp. CCMP2592 is the source of this 1527-nucleotide messenger RNA. NCBI's taxonomy places the organism in Eukaryota, Dinophyceae, Suessiales, Symbiodiniaceae. The record is from the annotation of a GenBank genome assembly.